AUGGAUGCCAACAUCCCGACGGAACCUCCUUCCCGCUCCUUGAAAGGCAAAGUAGCCAUCGUGACAGGCGCAGGCUGCCUGGGCGAUGGCAUCGGCAAUGGCCGCGCAAUAUCGAUUCUUUUAGCCCACGACGGCUGUGAUGUGGUCUGCGUCGAUCUGAAUGAGGAGUGGGCGAACAAAACCGUUGAGAUGAUUACAUCCCAACCCGGCCGUGGAGGUGCGAUUUGUUUCGGAGCGGAUGUGACAUGUGAAAAAGAUUGUGAAGCAGCGGUGCAACUUGCGGUUGAGAAGUUUGGCCGCCUUGAUAUCCUGAUCAACAAUGUCGGGAUCGGUGGUGCGGCCGGAACGGCUGUUGAUGUGGACAUGACAGAGUGGGCUAAGAGCAUGGAUAUUAAUGUUGGAAGUAUGGUCAAAAUGAGCAAAUAUGCCAUACCGGAGAUGAUACGGAACCAGGGUGAGAUUAAAGGAAGUAUUGUGAAUAUGGGCAGUGUUGCUGGAUUGAAGGGUGGCACGCCGCAUCUACUAUACCCAACCGCGAAGGGGGCAGUGGUGAAUCUGACGCGUGCGAUGGCUGCACAUCAUGCCACAGAGGGUAUCAGAGUCAACUGUGUCUGUCCAGGUAUGCUUUACACACCCAUGAUGUAUGGGAAUGGCAUGAGCGAAGAGGCUCGGGAGGCUCGACGCAAGCGUAGCCUGUUGGGUACAGAGGGCAAUGGAUGGGACUGUGCUGGAGCAGUAGUUUUCCUUGCAGGUCCCCAUGCUCGAUGGAUGACUGGAGUGAUUCUUCCUGUCGAUGCUGGGACAACGGCAGCAGUGGGGAUUGGAAUGACGAAGAGUGCCAGUGUGAAUGCAUAG
Penicillium longicatenatum is the source of this 855-nucleotide messenger RNA. Its product is annotated as SDR family NAD(P)-dependent oxidoreductase. The transcript has 2 exons. The record is from RefSeq and is a predicted model, not a curated record. Lineage: Eukaryota; Fungi; Ascomycota; Eurotiomycetes; Eurotiales; Aspergillaceae. The coding region runs from base 1 to 855 and encodes 284 amino acids. Gene Ontology annotation, molecular function: oxidoreductase activity, acting on the CH-OH group of donors, NAD or NADP as acceptor.